Messenger RNA from Poecilia latipinna (sailfin molly), 1605 nucleotides. RefSeq names its product thyroid hormone receptor interactor 6 (gene trip6). The coding region runs from base 255 to 1376 and encodes 373 amino acids. The transcript has 6 exons. NCBI's taxonomy places the organism in Eukaryota, Metazoa, Chordata, Actinopteri, Cyprinodontiformes, Poeciliidae. The record is from RefSeq and is a predicted model, not a curated record.
UAACAACGCUUCAGCGAACACUGAGGAUAUUCCGGAUAACUUUUACUAACCUGUGGAGGUUUAAAUUGAGAUGUAGGCCGCGUUUGUGUGGCAGGUUUCGGGGCGGUGGGUGUCGGUUGCCGCAUUGUUUCCUCUUCGGUCGUGUUGAAAGUUAGCCCGGGGGCAAGGCACAAGCUCCGCUCGACUUCAUAACACGAUGAGGCCAAGAGAAAGAGGAAUGUAGAGUUGCGAUAAAAAGAUCCCAGGUUCCUGCCAUGUCCGGUCCCACCUGGCUGCCGCCGAGGACUCUGGACAGCCCAGAGCGAUCCGUCCCCCAGAUGUCCCACUCUGCAGGACCACCCAUCUACCAAACCGUCAACAAGAAGGGCGUGGCCGACUUCAGGCCCAAAUACGCUCCCUAUGACCAGAACGGAGGAGCGGGGAUGACCAGCAGGUACAUGGCGACUGGACCCACAGGUGGGCCCGUUCACCACUCCACUGAUCACUACUACUCCCCCCCUCUCGGCCCCAAAGACGACCGAGGCUGGAGCGCUCACAUGGACGGCUACGACAUGAUGCACCGUGGCUCUGAAAAACCCGCCAACUACCACUCCAAGAUCGACGCCGACAUCGACUCCCUCACCAGUAUGCUGGCCGAUCUGGACAGCCACCCGCAGGACGCCGCCAACCAGCUCUACGACAACGUGCCUUACAACAAAUACAUCUCAGGGGAUACCUACAAGUCUGCGCACCAGAGCGCAGCCCCCGCUCCAGGUCGGCCGUUUGCGGGCUACAGCUCUCACCCCCAGAGCGCGUACCACCCGGGCCCUCCGUAUCCCGGCGAGCACGCGGCCCCCCAGUACUCCCACCAGCAGGACUUCUACUCCACCUCCACCCCGAAGCCGUACCCGCAGCCCGUCCCGGCCUCCUACACCACCGCCUCCACCCCCACGGGGCCCAGGUUCAGCGUGCAGGUCAAGACGGCGCAGCCCGUCACCUACUCGCAGACGGGGCGGCAGGCGGAGCAGGCUUACACCCCGCCGCCUCCCCGGCAGCACGCGUCGCCGCGGCCCCCGACCCAGACGGGUCAGCAGGGCUGGUACCCGCCGCACCCGGCCUCGCAGGUCCAGGAGCUGCACUCUGAGGGGGGCUACAAGGGCAGCAGCAACCCGGGGUCCGGCGGAAGAGGCAACCAGGUUCCCCUGUCGAAGAGAGGGAUAGAGAAGACCCAGACGGCGCAGACGCCUUCCUAUCAGUCCAGCAAGGUAAAUGCAUCGACACGCUUUGGUCUCCGCCUGGGGAGUCGUCCAGUUCCUCACUGGAUAACUCUAGAGAUGACGCUCCAGAUUUUUAUUUACUGUAGGGUGAUGCUGCCCAGGUUUGAAGAAGCCAAGUGAUGUAGAUUUUUAACCUGAUCUGAUUUAAGUUUGUCCAUAUGUGCCCAAAAAAGCUGUGAAAUAGCUCUUUUCUUUGCUUAUAAAUCAAAAGUAAUUAAAGUGUUGAUCUGUUUAUUGAUUUGUGUAAUUUUAGAUAACUGUUUUGCACUAAAAAGUCCUUUAAAGUUGAAAGUUUUCCAGCAAAAUCUAUGAAUUCUGUCCCGUUGAGAUCUGUUCUGGGGAUAAUGAU